AGACAGCAGGAUAACAUUCACACGGAGCUGAGAGGUUCUCAUUCCCACCCAGGCGUGUAAGAGUUCAGUUCACCAGCUGAUGUUAUAAACUAUUUUCUCACUCGGGAACUCCGCCGCCCAGCAGUGCAUCGCUCUCCUGACAGCAGCGACCAACGUUCUUCUCGGGUCGAUUAUUUUGAAGAUAGACAUGGCCUCUCGGACGAUUGAAAGUAUGCAGUUGGCGGAUGAUCAGAUCCGGAUCUUGGAGCAUAAUUUUGCUACAGUCAGUAGACAUCCCGACGAGACAACGUUCAUGUUGAUCGCAGCCGAGUGUGGAUUAACGGAGGAGGAGACGCAAAAAUGGUUCCGGUGGCGUAACGCUCUGUGGCGCCAAGCCGAGGGACUGCCGGCGGAGCUGGGCUCCGUAAACGACUGAGGGGGCGAGGGUGUGGCUGUCCGAAGGGGACGGGGUUAGAGAACCGCGAGGACCCGGUCAGCACCAAUCAGCUCCUCGUAGACCUGCUGCAGGAGAACCGACGCUCUGAGACCAGUCCCCCCUCCCCCUCCCCCUCCCCCUCCUCCAUAAUC
Molecule: messenger RNA, 567 nt
Organism: Gadus chalcogrammus (walleye pollock)
Lineage: Eukaryota; Metazoa; Chordata; Actinopteri; Gadiformes; Gadidae
Gene: hopx
Product: HOP homeobox
Exons: 2
Coding region: 188-415 (75 amino acids)
Biological process (GO): cell differentiation; regulation of transcription by RNA polymerase II
Cellular component (GO): nucleus
Molecular function (GO): DNA binding
Source: RefSeq, a predicted model, not a curated record